Molecule: messenger RNA, 417 nt
Organism: Dichotomopilus funicola
Lineage: Eukaryota; Fungi; Ascomycota; Sordariomycetes; Sordariales; Chaetomiaceae
Product: histone-fold-containing protein
Exons: 4
Coding region: 1-417 (138 amino acids)
Biological process (GO): negative regulation of transcription by RNA polymerase II; RNA polymerase II preinitiation complex assembly
Cellular component (GO): negative cofactor 2 complex
Molecular function (GO): RNA polymerase II general transcription initiation factor activity; TBP-class protein binding; protein heterodimerization activity
Source: RefSeq, a predicted model, not a curated record
AUGUCGGACCACGAGUUUGGAGGUAACGAUGACCUCUCGCUCCCGAAGGCGACCGUUCAAAAGAUUGUCGGCGAGAUCCUCUCUACGUCGUCAGGAAUAGCGUUCUCAAAGGACGCCCGGGACGUUCUGAUCGAAUGCUGUGUUGAGUUUAUCACCCUCAUCAGCUCGGAGGCGAACGAGAUCUCAGAGAAGGAAGCCAAGAAGACGAUUGCGUGCGACCACAUUAUCAAGGCUCUCGACCAACUCGGGUUUUCCGACUAUGUUCCCGCUGUUCUUGAAGCCGCUGCUGAGCACAAGGAAGUCCAAAAGGGCCGCGAGAAGAAAGCAAAUAAACUCGAGCAGAGCGGCAUGACACUAGAAGAAUUAGAACGUCUCCAACAAGAGCAGUUUGCCGCUGCCGCUGCGAGGCACAACUAA